Messenger RNA from Penicillium malachiteum, 735 nucleotides. RefSeq lists its product as uncharacterized. The record is from RefSeq and is a predicted model, not a curated record. The transcript has a single exon. The coding region runs from base 1 to 735 and encodes 244 amino acids. NCBI's taxonomy places the organism in Eukaryota, Fungi, Ascomycota, Eurotiomycetes, Eurotiales, Aspergillaceae.
AUGACAUCCAACAUCCCCGAGAUUCUGCUCCUCUGCAUGGACAAUGAAUACAUAAGCGCCUUCGAGAAAGCCCUUCGAUCCCAGUGGCCAGACCAUACCCCCGACAAAAUCAAAAUCACAACCAUAAAUGAACGUCUAAAUAGUAUCCCGCCCGCAACAACCUUCGAUCUAAUCGUCUCCCCCGCAAACUCAUACGGCCGUUUAGAUGGCGCAUUCGACGACGCAAUUUCCAGAACUUUCAGUCCACGAGAGGAUUAUCAUGCCCUUACCCGAGCAACACAGUUAGUCUUAUACGAGAAAUGGCGCGGCUUCGCACCACCUGGCUCAUGCACGCUCGUUGAGUUUCCGGUACCACUGAAAGAGAAUCCGCGCGCUUGUGAAUGGAUUGCUAUUUGUCCGACAAUGAGAGAGCCUGAAGAUGUUAAUUGGGAUCGGGAGAUUGUUUAUGAGUGUGUGUGGAGCUUGUUGAAUCAAGUUGAAGCGUAUAAUCGGGAUCUUUGGAAGGGAUCAGCAUCUCAGAAGUCGGGAUCGGCUCGAGGAAAGCGUAUUAACUCGAUGCUUUUGACGCCGUUGGCUGUUGGUAUUGGGAAAGUUAGUAAGGAGCGCUGGGCGGCGCAGAUGGUUUUGGCUCUGAAGCAUUUUGUUGAUUCUAUUGAGAAUGCACCGGUGUGGAGUGCUUUAGAGUGGGAUCGUAUUGGGAGGUUUGGGGUUGAGCUUAAGAAGACUUGGAAGUAG